AUACACCGAGGCUCUGACACCUACAUUCUGUACCGCAAAGAUCGUCACAAUAUGGUUAAAGCUGCCAAUCCUGGUAUUACCAAUAACGAAAUCUCCCAAAUGCUGGGACGAGCUUGGAACCAAGAAUCGACACAAGUGCGGGUGAUUGGUUAG
This is a messenger RNA of Trichoderma virens Gv29-8, 153 nucleotides long. RefSeq lists its product as uncharacterized. Lineage: Eukaryota; Fungi; Ascomycota; Sordariomycetes; Hypocreales; Hypocreaceae. The record is from RefSeq and is a predicted model, not a curated record. The transcript is spliced from 2 exons. The annotation marks the transcript as partial.